AUGUUUUCGUAUUCAUUUGGUAUUCGUCGUUUAUGUAUUGGAUUUAUUAAUCGAAUUAAUAAUAAAGAAUUAUUUGUUCAAAGUUAUUCUUUUGUUCGAUAUCAAACUCAAUUUAAUCUUAAAUUAACAAAUGAAAAUGAAAAUGAAAAUGAACAAAAAUUUGGUUUAUUUAAAAGUUUCAAUGUAAGUCAACAAACACAAAAUAUAUUAAAAGGUUUUUCAUUGAAAUAUUUUAAAUAA
Rotaria sp. Silwood1 is the source of this 240-nucleotide messenger RNA. The record is from the annotation of a GenBank genome assembly. NCBI's taxonomy places the organism in Eukaryota, Metazoa, Rotifera, Eurotatoria, Philodinida, Philodinidae.